Messenger RNA from Tachysurus vachellii, 1099 nucleotides. RefSeq names its product radial spoke head protein 3 homolog. NCBI's taxonomy places the organism in Eukaryota, Metazoa, Chordata, Actinopteri, Siluriformes, Bagridae. The transcript has 8 exons. The record is from RefSeq and is a predicted model, not a curated record. Gene Ontology annotation, cellular component: cilium. The coding region runs from base 104 to 1099 and encodes 331 amino acids.
UGUUAUAAACAUUAACAGACUUUGCUCGUGUCUUAGUAAACGCCAGCUUCACAGUUUUAUCUUCUAUUCAGCAGCUAAUUCAGUAUCAUCGUGUCUUAUUAAAAUGACUUCCUUGUUACAGACAAAAAGAGAGCAUCCGAAUGGAUUCUACACGUUUUCCAGUCGUCCACAUGUGGUUCCGAACCGAAUCCGAUACACGGACCCUGUGAUGAUGGAAAAUGAUGGACGACCAAUCUAUGGAAACAUUAUGUAUGACCGACGGGUCGUUAGAGGAAAUACAUAUUCCCAACAUAUCCUACCAGCUACAGCUCAGCCGGACCCAGUUGAGAUCCAACGGCAGCAAGAAGCAAUGCAACGAGCUGCAGUAAGAAAGGGCACAAAGUUUCAGAGAAUGAAUUCAGGCAACCUCGCGGAGAGAAAGCAUGUGGAUGUUCAGACUGAAUUAUACUUGGAGGAGCUGAGUGAUCAUAUUGAGGAUGCCAGUGUGGAAUGCCAGACAGAUGCAUUUCUGGACAAGCCAGCAACACCUAUCUUUAUUCCUGCUAAAUCUGGCAAAGACGCAGCGACACAGAUUGAAGAUGGAGAGCUGUUUGACUUUGAUCUGGAGGUUGAGCCAGUGUUGCAGGUGUUGGUAGGAAAGACCAUAGAGCAAGCUUUGCUAGAAGUACUGGAGGAAGAAGAGCUGGCUGGGUUGAGGGCUCAACAGCUUGCAUUCCAGGAGUUGCGUAAUGCUGAAUUGGUGGAAGUUCAACGACUGGAGGAGCAGGAGAGGCGCCACAAAGAGGAGAAGGCCCGGAGGAUUAAGCAGCAAAGGAUGGUGUUGAAGAAAGAAAGAGAAACAGCUGAGAAAAUUGCUGCUAGAACAUUCACCCAGCAUUAUCUUGCUGACCUGCUUCCCGCAGUCUAUUCAAAACUGAGAGACAAUGGAUAUUUCUAUGACCCAGUGCAGAGAGAUAUAGAAACUGGAUUCCUUCCCUGGCUGGUGGCAGAAGUCAACAACAUUCUGGAAAAGCAACAAGUUACAAGAACAGUGCUUGACAUGCUCAUCCAAGAUGUAGCAGCCCUUCAGCAUCAAACAAAGGAGGCAGAGAGUUUUUGA